Vigna angularis (adzuki bean) is the source of this 1423-nucleotide messenger RNA. RefSeq lists its product as uncharacterized. The record is from RefSeq and is a predicted model, not a curated record. Gene Ontology annotation, biological process: mitochondrial translation. Gene Ontology annotation, cellular component: mitochondrial large ribosomal subunit; ribosome. Gene Ontology annotation, molecular function: structural constituent of ribosome. Lineage: Eukaryota; Viridiplantae; Streptophyta; Magnoliopsida; Fabales; Fabaceae.
CCUUUUAACUGUCCCUGUUUUUUAAUCCAAAACUCAAAUUUAGUGGGCUGAAUAGAGGGGCCUAUACUUCUGACCGAAAGUGCUUAUUCCAUUAAAAUAAAUAAUAUUUUUUAAUCAAAUUGCACGAUAAAUAUAUCAUUAAGUUUUAAAAUAACACCAUUUGGAUCCAGAAUGACUAAUGAACUAAUUAUAAAAGAAAUAGAUGAAGAAAUGGGGGGUGCAGAGGAAAAUAUGGAGGUGAGGAAGGAAAACAGGUUUGGGCCCAAUAAGGAAAUGAAUAUGUACAGCUUAGUAUUAGAUUUGAAGGCAAAGAAGGAGAGGGAAAAGCUUUGCGAAGGUUGUGUCGUGAGAAAUUGAGAGCGAGCAUGGGAAGUAGAAUGGGAAGAAGGGUGGUGCAGUUGGCAAACCUACCGAUAAAGCUUUUGAUGCCGAACAGCUUCACCAACAUUCGGGAAAUCGCGAUCAAGACUAUUCCUUCGGCCUCCAAGAUCGAGAUCAAGCGCGUUCUUGAAUCCCUCUACGGCUUCCAGAUCGAGAAGGUUCAGACGCUGAACAUGGAGGGCAAGAAGAAGAAACGGGGCGGGUUGUUCAUCGCCAAACCCGAUUACAAAAAGGCCUACGUCACCCUCCAGAACCCGCUCUCCAUUUCGCGGGAUCUCUACCCGAAAACCAUCAUCGUGGAGGGUAAAAAGAGGGUCCACAAGCAAACUAAGUCCAGCGUCGUCCAGGAAGAGGCUAGAAGUCACUGGUUCGAUGACGAGGGAGAGAGGGCUUCUUCCUGCACUCCACCACUUUCUCUCUACACCUCCACAUUCUGUAAAUAUCUCUAUUAAAUGAGGUAUGGGAAGUAAGCACCGCCGCGCACGAUUAGGACGUAAUUGGAAGGAUCGGAGGAUACUGUAGGCAAGAAAGAAUAGAAGUCACAUGCCAAGCUACAUCAGAGAUUCUUCUGUUGCGGUUGUUGUAUGAUGGAGGCACCUUUAUUUCGCAAGAUUGCUGCUGCCUUGCUGGGUAUAGAAACACUUCUUUCUACAAAACGGGAACACAUGGUUGAUGUAAAUUUAAAAGCUACAGUUGAUUCAUCCCAGACGAAGCAGCAGGGAGGUGUGUUGCUUUAGCAAAAGAAAGGCCAUUCAUAAGAGCCAUUUAAGUAUGUUCCCUAAGCACAAUCACGGAACUGGCUACUAAAAUGUACAGAUGCAGAUGAGACAGACAUGCUUCCAUACCAAUAUUUCGUCAGUGUUUAGUUAUGGGAGAGAGGUUUGCAGUAAUUUUUUACGGAAGGUAAAGAAAUUGAUAGUCAUUUAAUUUAAUUUCAUUUAUUAUACAGUUAGACCCUUUAAUGUAAGAAUGCAGAUUAAAAGUUGCAUAGUGGAUGAUGUGAGGGAGACAUAACCGAUUUUUAUAUCACGAGAGCUUUGUU